This is a messenger RNA of Coccinella septempunctata (seven-spotted ladybird), 872 nucleotides long. RefSeq names its product transmembrane protein 50A. Bases 90 to 629 code for a protein of 179 amino acids. Gene Ontology annotation, biological process: late endosome to vacuole transport via multivesicular body sorting pathway; protein targeting to vacuole. Lineage: Eukaryota; Metazoa; Arthropoda; Insecta; Coleoptera; Coccinellidae. The record is from RefSeq and is a predicted model, not a curated record. The transcript is spliced from 3 exons.
AUCAAACGUCAAAUGAGUAAUUGUUGUCAACAAUAAACUCAGCUGAUUGCAUCUACCGAGAUAUCUGAAAUAAAAUUUUUGUACUCAAAAUGGGUUUGGGGGAUUGCUUGGAAAAUCUCAACAUACCCCCUUGUGUAUGGUUUGAAGGGGAUAGAAAGAAUGCUUACGCUGCUAUGGUAGCAGGAUUCCUGUUUUCUCUGGGUUGGUGGAUAAUAAUUGAUGCUUCAAGCGUACAUCCAGGAUCAAUUACUUUCGGCUACCAUCUCUGUGGUAUCUUAGGGACUGUGUCAUUGGUUAUGGUCAACUCGGUGACUAAUGCCCAGUUCAGAGGAGAUGCUUAUGAAGGUGGAUGUCUGGGAUCCAGAGGUGCUAAACUCUGGCUGUUCCUGGGAUUUGUUUUGGGGUUUGCUUCAGUAAUUGCAUCCUGUUGGAUUUUAUUCGCAGUAUAUGUUUCCUCGCCACAAAAAGUAACUUCUGUGCCAAUAUCAAAUGGGACUACAACUAUAAAGCCUCCCCUUCCUGUUGUACAGAGUUCAUGGCCAGGAGUAGCAUUAUUUUUAGAAAAUGCAUUCAUAUUUAUUGCGUCACUCAUUUAUAAAUUUGGCAGAUCUGAAGAUAUGUGGAAUUAAGAGUAUAGUGAAAUAUUUUUAACUGUUAUAACCAAGUUUUUCACGCUUGGGCACUAUGAGUUUGUUUUCUAUAACUAUAAUGUAACAUGUCGUUUUCCUGAAUCAGGGGAAAAAUGCUGAGAAUUUGUUUUUUUUUCCUUUUUGGAGGACUCUUUGUAGGAUAAUUUUUUAAGUAUAUAAUAUUUUGAAGGCAAUAUCACAGUUUAUACUUUGUAAAUAAAUAUACUGCUUUUUCAUCAUAAA